This is a messenger RNA of Lucilia cuprina (Australian sheep blowfly), 1719 nucleotides long. It is a transcript of the gene Tfb4, whose product is annotated as general transcription factor IIH subunit 3. NCBI's taxonomy places the organism in Eukaryota, Metazoa, Arthropoda, Insecta, Diptera, Calliphoridae. The transcript is spliced from 6 exons. Gene Ontology annotation, biological process: regulation of DNA-templated transcription; nucleotide-excision repair. The record is from RefSeq and is a predicted model, not a curated record. The coding region runs from base 98 to 988 and encodes 296 amino acids. Gene Ontology annotation, cellular component: transcription factor TFIIH holo complex; transcription factor TFIIH core complex.
AUUUUAAGCCGCCGCCGAAAUAUUUAUAAUAUAGUGUCUGUCGCCACCUAUGUGAAUAUUUGUCGGCACAGGGCUCUGUUCCAGUCUCUGGUAGUUUAUGAUGGAUAAUAAGCCGGUUGUGGACAGUGAAGAUCUUAAUAGUGUUAGCUUGUUGGUUAUAGUAGUGGAUACAAAUCCAUCCCAACGUAUAGUUCGUCAAAAUCCCGAAAAUCUAUCACAAUGCCUCGACGCCAUAGUUGCAUUUGGAAAUGCGCAUUUAAUGCAAAAAGCUCAAAAUAAAUUGGCGGUAAUUUCCUGUCAUCAUCAUGCAACGGAUUUCUUAUAUCCCAUGCCGGUUAAACAAUUGGAAGUGCGUCAGGUGGAUGGUCAAUAUGAAGCUUUUAGUUUGGUAGAGAAAACCGUUAAGCAGCGUUUAAGUCAUGUAAUAACAAAUGCUCCUAAAAUAAGUCAACCCACCGAGAGUCUGCUGGCCGGCAGUAUGUCCAUGGCUUUGUGUUACAUAUCAAGGAUCCAACGUAAUAGUGCAGCUGGUGUUAAGAUACAUUCCCGCAUUUUAGUACUGACCGGUAGUAACGAAUGCGCUUCACAAUACAUGACCUAUAUGAAUGUCUUCUUUACCGCCCAAAAACUGGGCAUUGUUCUUGAUGUGUGUGCCCUGGACAAAUCAUUAAGUUUACUGCAGCAGGGCUGUGAUAUUACGGGUGGUCAGUACUUACGCCUAACCCAGUUGGAUGGUUUGUUGCAGUAUCUUUUGUGGGUGUUUUUGCCAGAUCCUCAAAUGAGACAAAAAUUAGUUUUACCGCCACCCACUAAAGUAGAUUAUAGAGCAGCAUGUUUUUGCCAUCGAGAGUUAAUAGAUAUUGGCUAUGUUUGUUCUGUGUGUUUAUCAAUUUUCUGCAAAUUUAGUCCUAUAUGUACAACUUGUCACACUGUUUUUAAAGUACCUGGUCCACUGCCAACCAAACCCAAAAAGAAGAAAAAAGUCUAAAACGUUUUUCACAAAAUUAAAUUCUUAUUAAAAUCUAAACUACAGACUUAAAAAAUACAAUAACUAACAAAAAAAUUAAUCAAUCAUAUGCUGCCCUUUCGAUUUCAUUCAUUACGUGUUAUUUUACUAAAAUACAUGGGACCAAAAUUGGCUGGUAAAUAUGGCAAAACCAUUUGUCCAUAUUUUAAACUUUUUGGAUAUUCAAAUUUAUAAAUAUCACUAAACAAAUUAACAAUAUGACUCAAAUCCUUAAUGGUACAUGUUAAACCAUGUUCAUGGAACACCUUCUGUAAAGCCAUAUGAACAACACCAUCAUUUUGUACGGGUGAUAGAGAGCAAGUGGAAUAAACUAAACUUCCUCCAGGUUUCAAUAAACGUAAGCAAUUCUCCAAAAUACCCGCCUGCAGUUCGGGUAUCCUUAAUCUUUCUUUAAUGCGUGUGGGCUUGAAAAUAUUAUUAUCAUUUUCCAUUAACGAGUGACGAUCAGUGGUGCAGGGUACAUCCACCAAGAUCUUAUCAUAUGUACCAUAUUCUUCUAUAUUACGAGCAUCGCAUUGAUUGAGUAUUAAACGUUGUCCUUCCCAUCGUUCUUCAUAAUCGAAUAGAUAUUCUUUCAUAACUUUGCGUAUACGAUUUACCCGCGAUUCCAUUACAUCAUUACACACCAACUGUUCGGGAUGUAACGUUUGUAACAUUAAUAAAGAUUUACCACCAGGAGCAGCACAAGCAUC